AUGGUUAUCAAACCAAAGCGCAACAAUGCUCAGCACCAGCCGCUCACCACGGUUCUGAGAAACAUCAUCCGCGAGUAUCCUGCAGGAGGCGGCGUACUUCGAGAGCUCUGCCAGAAUGCGGACGACAGCGGUGCGACUAUGAUCGAGUUUGUGCUUGAUACCUCCACAUAUCCGACCGAGCCUCUGUUACAUGCGGGGCUUGCUGAAUAUCAAGGCCCAGCUCUGUUUGCCUACAACAACCGAACAUUCUCCGAGAGGGACUUCCGCUCCCUCAGCAAGAUUGGCGAUUCGGAGAAGAUGAACGACGUGAGCAGCACGGGGAAAUUCGGCAGAGGUUUCAAUAGCGUCUACAACUUUACCGACAACCCUUCAAUACUGAGUGGGAGCUCGCUGUUGAUUCUGGAUCCCCACGAGGCUUGGUCGAGAGAUGUGGGGGAGCCUGGGGGGCCGCUCUACGACUUUGUGGAGGAUUGCCAGGAACAAGAGAUGGUGAAUCAGCUUGCUGCAUUCGGGCAUCUUCUUCCUGACCACAGAUCUUCCUUCGAUGGCACGUUGAUCCGUCUGCCGCUCAGGACGAUGGAGCAGGCCAAGCAAAGUAGGAUUUUGCUUGACAAGGACCGGAGGCCUACCGAGAUCGACGAUAUUAAAAGCAUUUUCAAAUCCUUCGCUGUUGAGAUGGCCGAAUCUUUGUUGUUCUUACGCCAUAUUUCUUCGAUCAUCCUUCGGAUCGAUGAUGAGAUAUUUGCGAAAGCGGUGGCACGGAAGUUCAACAGUGAAGGGGAGAUCACGGACGCCUUUUCUAUCGAUACACCGUAUCAGUCCGUACUUGUGCGAAGAGACGAACCACGCGCCGAAAUUAAUUUCGUGACGGAGAUAGCCUUCCAGCUUCAAGGCAAGGAGCAAAUUUCGAAGUUUGCUGUCACUCACCUCAUGAGACAUGAGACUGGAGAGUCUGAGCUCGGGAAGUGGGCUCGGAGUUAUAAACUGUUCCCAUGGACCGCUAUUGCAACACCUAUUUUGGAGGUUGCUGGUUCAAAAUUCUCCGGAAGGCUUUUCUCCACGCUGCCGCUCCCGGUGCGCGUGGAUCAUCAUGCCCACAUUCAUGCGAUGUUUUCGAUUACCCCCGACCGCGCCUCCAUUCACAAAGACGAGGAUUCAACCGCCUCCGAAAACAGCGAAACAAAGAUGGGAGCACAAUGGAACAGAUGGAUCUUCCAAGAACUGGUUGUCCAUGCCUGGGUUGGCAACCUGCAGUACGUCCAUGAUCUGACCCUAAGGAAGCGAUGUGCGUUUAGCGGAUGGUCACUGUGGCCGGUGGGAUCUCAGGAUCACGGAGACCAUAGCACCCAUAUUUCCGCAAUCCUGGGCUUGGUCUUCGAGAAAAUUGUGAUCGACGGAAGAAAACUGCUGCCUACGAUAAGCCACUCAACUGCAUGCGCUUCCGAAGUCCUCUUUGCGGAGGAAUUAGAGGAGCAGCUGAAGAAUGCUCUGCGGAACGCACAUGUUGUCGUCAUCCACCCGCCUACCGAUAAGAGGACUGAAAUAUCCCGGAAACUCGCGCCGACGAUGGAUCGUGUCUCACCUCGCACAGUGCGUGCUGCCUUGACCGCUCUUCGUGGUACAUUACACACCCUUAACGCAACUUCUCGUUCAAUCUUGCUGGACUAUAUCCUCACGGAUCGGGAUUACGAAGACAUUGGGAAAUGUGAGGCUCCCCUAAUUCCGCUGGUAGACGGUUCAUAUGGUAGCUUUCAGAAAUCGUCGAUGAAAUACCGGUUCAGCAGAGAAUCAGAGUUAAGCCUGUUCACAGAAUGCAAAGCUUUCUCCAUUGUCAAUUCAAAGCUAUCUGAGGGCACAUACAAUCAUUUUAUGAAAUACAUGGGUUCUUUUCAGAGGUUUACCACUAUUUCGCCUUGGAAUAUAUUGGGCGCACACUGGUAUCUCGUCACAUAUGUCUUCUCAGCCGAGAGAUCUAAUAAACAGCAAUCAAACGACAUUAUUACUCGGCCGGAAUUGAUGGAAUGGAUCGAGCGCUUCUGGAGGUGGGCCAUUUCAAAGGAUCAAGAGAACCUACUAUCAGUGAUGGGGGACCUCUGGCUUAUUCCACUUUCUGGAGGGCGCCUCCGAAAGCUCUCGGAGAUCCAGCCAGCGCUUGAUAUAUCUGGCAGCAGCCAAGUUUCUCAGUUAUUCAAAGAAAUCGUUUCUGCCGGUACAGACUACCCGAUCUAUUCGGAAUCACUCUCCCAGAAGAUUUCGGACUUCUUUCGACGUUCGAAAAGGAUUUAUUGCUGUGAGAAUUUCGAGGAACUUGUCACUUGGUUGGGAAUGUAUCCAAGUUUUCUCGAAACUGCAAGCAAACAGCAGAGAUCUCAGCUCGUGCUCCAGUUGGGUGUCAUGUCGCCUGUAAUGAAAUACCAGAACAUUACACCGGGCGAGAAGGAAUGCCUCCAAGGCAUAGUUCAAAUUCUCCGCAAGCUACCUCUCUACCAUGAAGCAUUUGUCAGACGGCCAGAGCGCCCAUGGAUAGACCUCGAUGACAUAGAUUCAAAGUAUGUGGCAGUGUCUUGUACGGACGGGCUUCCAGCUCUCCAAGUUUCGAACACGAUUUUCGUUGACAGAGAUGAACCCGGUGUCAAAAAUAUUCUCAUCGCCUUCGACUUAGCAGCUACGCCGUCACGCAGAAUGCUUUUGGAAAAGUAUGUGCUUGCAGACAUGCGCCAGGCUAGCUUUGAAAGGAAAAGCGCCUUGUCGAAAUACGUCCUUCGGCCACAAUGUUUCGGGGAUUUGGCUAUAAAAGCACGAGAAGAUUUGGCUGGAACUAAGUUUGUCCCAGUGUGCGGGAAGGAAAUAUUCGCUACUCCAAAGGAGACGGUCGAUACGGACAUGCCGGUAUCGAAAUUAUAUUUUGAAGACGAGGGCGUCUUUCCUGACGCGACCUAUUUGGCUAAGCACCGACAGAGUUUGGAGCAGCUUGGUAUGAUUACACGCAUUACCGACAAGGUCCUCCUCGAAAGAAUCGAGAUGUACAGCGAAGGCAGGAGGGAGAUCGACGAGAUAUCGGGCAAAGUUCAACAUUUGCUCAAUUUGGCAGCAAGUCCCCCUAAGCUAGAAGCUAAACACUGCCAAAUGAGAUGGAUCCCAGCAUCUAAGGAGGGCAUCAAGAAAUUGUACAACGCUAUGGAGUGCCGGGAUUACAAUCAAAAAGAACUGAUCGAAUAUUCAAUGCCACUGACGGAGCUUGAAUUCUCGAGGACUUGGCACAAGAGAUUAGGGUGGGACGUUCGGCCCGAUUGCCGAUAUAUUCUUAAGCAACUCGAUGAGGCCGUUGCCCGGCAGGACACUUCCGCUAUUUUAUCUCUGCUGAAAUCUAAGUGGCUAUCCGGGAUACAGGAGCUAGAUACUAGGGCGUGGAUUCCAGGAGCCUCCGGUGGAUAUUACCGACGUUCGGAUGUCUUCUUCAAGUCUGCGAGCUUUCAUCCGUACAUCGAUAACGUCAAUCUGCAGGUUGGAGAAUAUCUCAACCUUAACGCAGAUCCCAUUUUUCAAACACAACAGGUGCCUUCGUUUGAAAAGCUCCGAGAAGUACAAGUUACCAUAGUAGCUAAGGGCAGAAUGGCCGGGGAAGACUUGAAGGUGUUUGUGGCACUCUUGGAGCAAGUUGCCCCCUACUUUAACGACUCCGACGACGCCUCUUGGAUGGCUCCGGACACCAAUGGCACGCCGCGUGCGCUGUCAGAAUUGACGGCUGGAGCUCAGCCCGGGGAUGCAGGCGCGAUGAAUCUUCAUUUACUGCAUCCAUCAAUUCCUCCAACGAUCGUUGAGGCACUUAGGAUUCCUACCAUUCAACAGCGAUUCCUCCAUGAAAGGGUUGGCCCCGAGUUCGUACAGGAUUACGAACAGUCAGAGGAUCUUACGGUUGUCAUCUCAGACACACUCAAGCGCUAUUCGAGCCGACGCACCUUCAAUGAAUAUCUAGCCAACGCAGAGGAUUCGGGAGGAGCAAGCGAUAUUUGCUGGAUACUGGACCAGACAGAGUAUCAUGAGCGGACGAAGCUCAUCACCAAAGAACUGGAGGAGUGUCAUGGACCUUCUCUCCUGUGCUUCAACAAUGGCGUAUUCCGUGAGAAGGACUUUCAGGCGAUUGUCAAGAUCGGAGUUGGUUCUAGGGGUGAUGAACCAUCGAAGAUUGGCAGGUUUGGUCGUGGUUCGCUGACUAUGGUAAUCCUUACGAAGCUGUAG
Molecule: messenger RNA, 4239 nt
Organism: Tricharina praecox
Lineage: Eukaryota; Fungi; Ascomycota; Pezizomycetes; Pezizales; Pyronemataceae
Exons: 6
Coding region: 1-4239 (1412 amino acids)
Molecular function (GO): Hsp70 protein binding
Source: RefSeq, a predicted model, not a curated record